This is a messenger RNA of Juglans regia (Persian walnut), 366 nucleotides long. Its product is annotated as zinc finger A20 and AN1 domain-containing stress-associated protein 1-like. The transcript is spliced from 2 exons. The coding region runs from base 1 to 366 and encodes 121 amino acids. Lineage: Eukaryota; Viridiplantae; Streptophyta; Magnoliopsida; Fagales; Juglandaceae. Gene Ontology annotation, molecular function: DNA binding; zinc ion binding. The record is from RefSeq and is a predicted model, not a curated record.
AUGGAUUCGCCUCUCUGCGCUAAUGGUUGUGGCUUUUAUGGAUCCAAGGAUAAACAAAACCUGUGCUCCAAGUGCUACAAAGAUUUUCAAGCACAAGAACUUUCCCAGGAAGCACCAGAUCAAGUACUGCAUGCAAAGAACAUGGAUCGCCAGCUUGCAGCGAAUGGAUCGAAGACGAGGUGCAAGAGCUGCAACAAGAAAGUGGGGUUGACAGGGUUCGAUUGCCUGUGUGGGAACGUGUUUUGUGGAAUGCAUAGAUACCCAGAAGAGCAUGCAUGCACCGUGGAUUUCAAGGCUAUUGGAAGGGAAGUUUUGGCCCAGAAAAAUCCGAUUUGCAAGGCCAACAAGUUGCAUUGGAGGGUUUAG